AUGCCGCAAAAACCCAUCCGCCUACCGCCUCUCGAGGUUCUGCGCGUCAAGAACCCGAAGCGCAACCCCAAGAACCCCUGCACGGUCGUCAUGUCCAGCGUGCUCGCCUGCUGGGCGUCCGCGGGAUACAACGCCGCCGGGUGCGCCGCGAUCGAGUCGCAGCUGCGGCAGUGCAUGGACGGCCCCAAGCCGCAGCCGGCGCCGCCCAACACGAUCAACCACCACAUGGGCCGUCUCGGCCGGCACAUCACGUACAACGGCAAGCCGACGUAA
Molecule: messenger RNA, 273 nt
Organism: Cordyceps fumosorosea ARSEF 2679
Lineage: Eukaryota; Fungi; Ascomycota; Sordariomycetes; Hypocreales; Cordycipitaceae
Product: 37S ribosomal protein Mrp10
Exons: 2
Coding region: 1-273 (90 amino acids)
Biological process (GO): mitochondrial translation
Cellular component (GO): mitochondrial small ribosomal subunit
Molecular function (GO): structural constituent of ribosome
Source: RefSeq, a predicted model, not a curated record